Messenger RNA from Cynocephalus volans (Philippine flying lemur), 2590 nucleotides. It is a transcript of the gene TIMMDC1, whose product is annotated as translocase of inner mitochondrial membrane domain containing 1. Gene Ontology annotation, cellular component: mitochondrion. NCBI's taxonomy places the organism in Eukaryota, Metazoa, Chordata, Mammalia, Dermoptera, Cynocephalidae. The transcript has 7 exons. The record is from RefSeq and is a predicted model, not a curated record. The coding region runs from base 200 to 1057 and encodes 285 amino acids.
GCUUCCUGUCUCGUGUUUCCAAGGGACUCCAAAGUGACACCGGUCACUGAGGGCAAGGUUGUGGAGCGUUUGUGACCGCAGAUUAGUGCACGGAUAUUCACUCACUUGUGCAGUUAGCCUCACCUUCUUCCAUGGCGCCUUCUUGCGGCCUGCGGUUCUGAGCGCCCACGUCUGUCUUCUCGCAGGUCGGGAGAGGGCCAUGGAAGUGCCGCCGUUCGCGCCGCGGAGCUUCCUUUUCAGGGUACUGAGUCCUUUCCCCCGAGUCUUUGCGGCCGAAGCUGUGGCUGCCGAUUCGGAGGCUCUUGCCGAGGAUAAGAAGCUGCCUCCCUUCGUCCCCAAACCCCAUUACCCGGAAUCCGGAUGGGACCGCCUGCUGGAGCUGUUUGUCAAAGAUGAACAGCAGAGAACUUCAAAGGAGCUUGACAAUAUCUGUAGGGCAGCAGUUUCAGCAGGCAUCAUUGGCUGGGUUUAUGGGGGAAUACCAGCUUUUAUUCAUGCUAAACAACGCUACAUUGAACAGAGUCAAGCGGAGAUUUAUCAUAACCGGUUUGAUGCAGUGCAAUGUGCACAUCGUGCUGCCACACGAGGCUUCAUUCGGUAUGGCUGGCGCUGGAGUUGGAGAACUACAGUGUUUGUGACUGUAUUCAACACAGUGCACACUGGUCUAAAUGUGUACCGAAAUGAAAAUACCCUGAGCCAUUUUGUCAUUGCAGGAGCUGUCACAGGAAGUCUUUUCAGAAUAAACUUAGGCCUGCGUGGCCUGGUGGCUGGUGGUAUAAUUGGAGCCUUGCUGGGCACUCCCAUAGGAAGCCUGUUGAUGGCACUCCAGAAGUACUGUGGUGAGACUGUUCAGGAGAGAAAACAGAAGGAUCGAAAGGUGCUCCAUGAGCUGAAAAUGGAAGAGUGGAAAGCCAGACUACAAAUUACUGAGAUCUUCCCUGAAGAAAUUGAAAGUAGCUUACAGAAAAAUCAAUAUGAGGAUGAUGUGAAGAAAAUUGAAGUGCUGCUGAAUCUUCCUAGAAAUGCUUCAGCAAGGGAUACCCAAGACAAGGACUGAAAAUGCUCUGGACUCAAAACUCACUGGAGAGUUGAAAGGAGCUGUGUUGCCAUGUCUAUUGAAUGCCAGCAGUCAGGCCACUCUUUUGUCAGCCUGCUGACAAAUGUAAGCACUGGUACCUGUGGUGGCAAUGAUUUGCUCUUAUCUUUUUUUUUUUUUAAACCAAGAAAGGGACUAUUGUACUGUCACUUUAUUUAUCCUUAGAUUUAAAAAACACCCUUAUAUCCAUAUUAAUCUAUCAAUCUACAUAUAUGAGGGUACUUCAAAAAGUUCAUGGAAAAAUGGAAUUAAAAGAUAAUACAGUUCUUUCCAUGAACUUUUUGAAGUGCACUCGUGUGUGUGUGUGUGUGUGUGUGUGUGUGUGUGUGUGUGUGUAGAUAGCGAUAUAAAUAUAUUUCUCUUCCCCUGGAUUUUACAGUAGUAAAUAAAACAUUUUCCAAAAGAUUAAAGUCAAAUUCUACAGGUAAUAUAUUUAUUCAUGUAGUACUUUAAAAAGAUACUUUAGGAGAAGAGGAAAUAACCAGACAAGGCAAAUGGUCUGUGAAACCCUUGUGCCCUUGGAUCCUGGAAGUAGUAUGGGCCUAAAUGUGUAGCAGUGUUUCAUUUUUUUUUAAUAAAAAUCAAAGAUGAUUCUUGUGCAAUUUGAAAUAAAAUAUAAAUUUAACAAAAAGGAAGUAGAUGAGCAUUAUUAAAGAAACAGUCCAAAUUUGUUUUUCUCUCUUAGAAUUGCUGACAAACUAUCUGUGCUGUAGUAUGCAGGAGUUACUUGGAAUAGAUACGUAGUCCCUGUACUGCAGGAGCUUGCUGCCUGAGAAGGAAGCUGUCUUGCAGAUUUUAACUGUUAGUAAAUGAGAAGGAAACAAAUGACAAGUAUAUUGAGGGGAAAAAACUACUAGUAUUUUAUUUUGAUGUUAGACUUGUUUAUACGUGGAGAAUACUGUUUUUCCACAGGAAUAAGUUCGUGAAGAGCAUAGUGUAGUACUUAAAACCAUGGGCUGUUGAGGGAGACCACUGGCUCUGAAUCCUAACCAUGUGGCCUAGCAGCCAUGUGACCCAAAGCAAAGCCUCUCACUUGGCAAAAGAAAUAAUAUCUAUGAGGGUACUUCACAAAGCUCAUGGAAAGAUUGUGUUAUCUUUUAAUUCUACUUUUCCAUGAAAUUUUUGAAGUACCCUUGUACCUCAAAGUGUGUUGGGGCGUUGAGGCCACACACCUCCUCCCGGGGCAGAGAACUAGCCACGACCCCACCCACAUACGCGUAUGUAAUCUGUUGAAAAUAUUCACCUGGACAGGAGAGAGAAAGAUGCGCCUGACGGAAGCCGCCGGGAGUGGCCGGGAAAAGACAUAGUUUAAAAUUAUUGGAUAAAAGAUAUUUCCACGCUCGUGCUCACCUUGUGAUUGCAAUAGCAAAGCAUUAGAGCAAGAUGCAUGUUCACAUGACCUUUAAGAUGAUAGGUUGAAGUUAGGAAAUCCCCUUGCCAUAUGCUUAUAAAAGCAGGUGCUUGUGUGAAAAUAAACGGAACUGCUUGACGGAA